UUUAUAAAAUACAAUAAGACGGUCGAUUUUGUUUCUUUUUGUGUAAUAUUCAUCACAUCCUCAUCCUUCUCUUCCUUCCUAUGCUAAAGAUUGUAAAUAUGUCUACCGAGGAGGAACUGCCCGGCAAUACCGAUACGCACCAAAAGGAUGAACUAACACCCACCGGAAGUAAGGAAACAGUCGACACAAAACCUGCCAGCGAUACGAUAGCGGAACAUGAACAAAAGUCUGACAACACAUCCAAAGCGGAACAGCAACCACCGGAGGAAGAGAGUAAAGUGAAGGAAAUAAAAACAGAGCCAGUGUCUAGCACCGACAAUGCUAGCGACGAGCCUACCAAAACGGAUGUUGAUCAUUCGGCCGACAGUAGUAGCGUGUUCGAGCGCGUAAAAACAGAACCCUUGUCAGAGGGAAUAAAAACAGAUUCUAGUCCCCAGCAACAGCAGCAGACAUCCGUCCCUUCGGCGGAUGUGGUUUCUACGGUGGAUAAAGCAUCGACACCGGUUGCGGGUCGUGCUGAGGAGGACGAUGAGGAGGAGGAAGACGAUGACGAAGAACCGGGUGAUAAUGAAGAGCAGGAGCAGCAGCAGCAGCAGCGCAGCAAUAAACAGCGAAGUGAGGGGAGUUACACCAAUGAAGAGGAAUCGGGACCAAAUGCAGCGGAACAGCGGCAGAAUCAGUCUCAAACACCGACCGGUGCACAGUACUACGAGGAUGACGAGGAGGACGAUGAGGAUGAGGGCGAAGAACCGUCCGAGUUGAGGCAGCUGUUCGAACCGAUCAAUGACUCCCAGGCACUGAGCGAAGAUGAGGAGGACGGUGACUACAUACCGGACGAGGAGGUGAAAAAGACGAUCAUGGUGGGGAGCGACUUCCAGGCCGUCAUACCGGAGGGUUUGUGCAGGUAUGAUGAUGCACUGCCGUACGAGAACGAGGACAAAUUGCUUUGGAACCCAACCAUACUGAACGAGCAGGAGAUUGAGGAGUAUCUGGUGAAAAUCACUGGCCCUGCGGGUGGUUUAGGUACUGGAGGUAGUGCAGCGGGUGGACAACAGAAGGGCGCAACCGGUUCGGCUGGUACUGCGACGAGCGAUCCGCAGUCGAACAGUGUGUAUGCGAUACCGCUCGGGAAUCAUCUGCGCGAUGACGAACAAUCGCUCUAUCUGCUGCAACAGUGCGGACACAACGUGGAUGAAGCGUUACGCCGGAAGCGUAUCAGCAACAACUCCGUACCGGUGCCGGAACAGCAGAUGAGCAUAUGGUCGGAGGAAGAGUGUCGAAACUUUGAGAAUGGUUUGCGCGUGCACGGGAAAGACUUUCACAUGAUCCAACAGACGAAGGUACGCACCCGGUCCGUCGGUGAGCUGGUACAGUUUUACUACCUCUGGAAGAAAACCGAACGGCACGAUCUGUUCGCCAGCAAGGCACGGUUGGAGAAGAAAAAGUACAACCUUCACCCUGGUUUGACCGACCAUAUGGAUCGGUUUCUGGAGGAGCAGGAGAACAGUACCGGUUUCGGUGAUCGCAGCUCAUCGCCGGGCUUUAACAGCCUGUACAACAGCGCCUCGGAAGCGAAGCGCCAGCGAUUGCUCGACUCGAAAGAGAACAACACUGCCUCCGCGAAACGUUCCGCCUCGAAUCUGUGACUCGUGGUUAGGCGGAAGGGAUUGAAGUUGCGGCUAAAGGAGCGCAAAUAAGCGGAACAUUUGUUUCAUGGAAGAUGAAAACCAGCCAAGCCACAACUUUCAACACAGCCUUUUCGUCACGAUCACACUACUUACCCCCGGGGGGGAAACGUGGGGAUGAUCUUCGGCUAUCAUCGCCAAUCACAAUCAUCAUUUUGUGCCAACCGGCACAACAUCUGCACCAACGCCAGUGGGCGAGCAGUGGGCUAGAGCACAGAAUCGGCACAAAACAGUUGGAUUCAUGUGCCCGCGAUGCUACACGGGCAGAGUAGGAUAUAAAAGCUGAAAUUUCUCCACUAGCGGCAGUGAAUAGUGUUAGCUGAGGAUAGGAUGCGCUACGAACGGAGGCAGGAACCUUUACCGAACGUAUGCGUGUGAGAUGAUCGGUGUUAUGAGUAGCUUUUGUAUCGAUGCUUGAGGUCAGGAAAAAUUUGGUAGAAUUAGAUAAGAGACAACGGACCAAUGACCAGUCUCUAGCUGAUUGUCAAAUGCCUAUGUAUAUGUAGAAACGUAAAACAGUGAUACUGGCAAAUAGAACCAAACAAUGAGUAUGUUUGUUUGUUGCAAAGAAAAGAACCGGAGAACUUAUUUCGUUUUCAACUACAGUUGAUCUUUUAAUUUCGUUGAAAAACGCAUUAAGAGAAAGAGAGAGAGAGAGAUUUCUUUACACGGAUGAUGCUUCGGUGUGUUUUGUUUUCAAUUGUGAAAAUAAUUCAUAAAAUAACAUCGUUCAUCAAUUCGAAAAUUGGUGUUGCAACAUACCAGAAAAUACGUUUUUUUAAUGUUUUCUGUACAAUGUGGUUUCGUUAAAUUAGUAAGGAAGCUGCAUUGAGAUAAAUCAUAAAAGGGAACCACAAAUAGCGAUACAUUGUGUUAAAACCGAUAUUAUUUGUUCUUGUGCAGAUGCAAGAUAUAGGUGUUUAAAAUGCUUCCCGGAAGGUUUAUUAUGUUUUAUACCCCGAACGCACAUCAAUUAUCACCUAUUUGGUGAUAGCAGGUUAGAGUUGUAGGUUACGCUGUAGGUAGAGUUUAUUGUAAAAUAAAUAUACUCGUGUGAGUACAGGGUCGUUUAGAUAAAGAGAGUGAAAGGGAGAGCGAGAGAGAGCGAGUGAGGGAUAGUGUAUACAAGGAUAUUAUUCAUCAUACAGUGAAAACAUUAAUUUAUAGAAUGCCAUCUUAUGAGUUAUCCUGCGCGAAACACUGUAAAAAGCGUUAAAGGAAUACCCGCCCAGUAUAUGUUUGAAUGUUUGUUUGUAAAAGUAACGAAGCGUGUGAUCAUAUCAGACGCAUCAUGUGUAGAAAACGAAAGCCUAUUGCAGGUAGGAAGGAAGUUGUGUGGGGUGCGUUUAGUACGCGUACGUACCGAUGUGCAAGAAAGAAUAAAGAAAGUAUUUUCGUAUUAUUUUUGUAUAAAAAUCGCUUAGAAAACAAGAUAAAUAAUGGCGGGUAGUUUGUGUUUGUGUGUGUGUGAGAGAGAGAGAAAGGCUACGAAAACAGAAAAAAACAGACGAGGAAUAUAAAACUGAAAAGCAAACGUCAAUCGCUUUAUGUGUGUGAAGCAUGAAGGCAGGAAAAUAAAAUUGGAAGAAAAACAAAAAACAAACAUUACGCAAAAUUACAUUAAACAUAAACUAAAAACAAAAAGAAAAGGACAAAAUGUGCAAUGCAUUACAAAAAGAAAAAGAAAAACAAAGUGUUAAAUCGAAAAAUUAAAUCCUCUCCUUGUGGUGUACUCUUGGAACGUUGUACUUUCGAACUAAACAUAUAAAAAGCUAUGUAAUAAAAUACAUGCAUUUAUUGAAAUAAUUCUAGGACGCCAAAAAAAAUGGAUACACAUUAAUCGCAAAAUUUGGUAUUCUAUUCAUUCUUACAAAACACACAUAAAUAAAUCGUGGUGACGUUGGUUGGAGAGAUGUUUAGUGGUAGACACAGGACACAGACGAAUUGGGAGCAAAUGGUGUAACAAUGUAACAACAAUACAAUGAUUUGCAAAGUAAAAAAACCCAUUAUUUCACAAGGAAACAAAGGUGAAUGUUUUGUGUAAAUUUACUGUUUAAUUAUUAAUGUUAUAAGUUUACCAUACAGUGAUUAUUUAUUACGGUCUUAUUUUCACAAUUUAUCAGAAAUUGUU
Molecule: messenger RNA, 3816 nt
Organism: Anopheles funestus (African malaria mosquito)
Lineage: Eukaryota; Metazoa; Arthropoda; Insecta; Diptera; Culicidae
Product: mesoderm induction early response protein 1
Exons: 4
Coding region: 81-1646 (521 amino acids)
Biological process (GO): negative regulation of transcription by RNA polymerase II
Cellular component (GO): nucleoplasm
Molecular function (GO): histone deacetylase binding; transcription corepressor activity
Source: RefSeq, a predicted model, not a curated record